AUGGAUAAGGAGAAUGUUUUUGAUGAUGAAAGCGAUAGUGAAGAUGAGGAAAAAGUUAUGCUGAAUCUGCCUGAUUCAGACGUCGAUGAGAUUGAAGAUCAAUUGAACGGCAUUGGUUUGAAUGAUGAUGAUGCAUAUCUUCCUCAUGAGAUGAACAAAGUGAUGCUCAAUAAAAGUCAAGAUUAUGAAAGUGAAGAGUAUAGUGAUGAUGAUUGUAUAUAUACAGGAGUGCCGAAAGAGUUGGUUCAAAAAAAAUUGAAAGCGCCUGGUUCUUGCUUUAUGAGAAGUGGAGAAGUACUGAUGAUUAAAUUUCUAGACAAAAAAGCUACUGGUGAUAAAGAAAUCUAUGUGGUGGACUCGAAAGGUACAGCUGGUAUCUUGCAAGUGGAAAGAUUCGAAAAAGGUGGUGUGAAAAAAUUCGUUUCUAAACCAUCAUCGAUUAUUGAUUACAAUCGAAAUAUGGGAGGAGUGGAUCUAAGCGAUAGUUCGCUUCAUCACGCACGUAUGGAUAAAAAUUUCGUUCGAGAUACUAUGGAAUCAACAGGAAUCGCUAGAAAAUCCUUGAAUGAAUUUACACCAUCUCAAAAACGUAUUGCAUCUGUGCCAUAUAGUAAUAUACCUCAAAAACUUUUGAAAUUUCAACAUUUUUCAAGCAAGACAGAUUAUAAUGAAAAUCGGCAGGGUCAUGUUCAAAAACGCUGUGUAUUAUGUCGUUCGAAACAAGUUCGAAAACAAACUAUCUAUUUUUGUCGGACAUGUCCUGAUACACCUGCUUUGUGUUAUCCAGACUGUUUUGAUGCAUUUCAUAGUAAAAUAUAG
Molecule: messenger RNA, 819 nt
Organism: Rotaria sp. Silwood1
Lineage: Eukaryota; Metazoa; Rotifera; Eurotatoria; Philodinida; Philodinidae
Source: the annotation of a GenBank genome assembly